AUGAAGCGCAUCAUCCUGCGGUGGUUCCAGUCCGCGGAGAAGCAGCAGCGAACUUCUUACGAAGGGGUGGUGUGCGAGGCGGACGCUGCCUCCAUUGCCUCGCAGGAUGUUUUUAAGGUCAUUUCAGAUGGAAGUACGUGCAGACUACGAAGUUUCAUUAAGAAGAAUCGUGAUGGACUUAAGACCCUGGAUGAACUAAACGCAACUCCAUUACAUCAUGCUGCAGAACAAGGUCAACUUGAACUCAUGCAGAUGAUUAUAGAUUCUUCAGCUGAAGCACUAAAUGUGACUGACUCCUGUGGAAAUACACCACUGCACUGGGCCACCAAAAAAAACCAGACUGAAAGUGUUAAAUUACUCCUCAGCAGAGGGGCUAACCCGAAUAUUCUUAAUUCCAAUACGAUGGCUCCACUUCAUUUGGCUGUGCAGAGCCUAUACAAUGAAUUAGUUAAGAUUUUCAUUGAACACAGUACUACAGAUAUAAACCUGGAAGGAGAAAGUGGAAACACACCUAUAUUAAUAGCAUGUUAUAAAAAUAAUGUUGAAGCACUGAAACUUCUGAUAGAAAAAGGUGGUAACAUAUGUAAAGGAAAUAGUAUGGGCUCUAUGGCAGUCCAUGCAGCAGCAUUUUCUGGUGCCAAAGGAUGCAUGGAGAUUCUUAUUAAAAGAGGUGAAGAGUUGGGCUAUUCCACUGAAUCUCAUAUCAACUUUACUAAUAAUGGAAAAUGUAGUCCUCUUCAUUUAGCAGUUCAAAGUGGAGACUUAGAAAUGAUAAAAAUGUGCAUUGAAUAUGGAGCACAAAUUGAUCUGAAGCAGAAUGACAAGUGCACAGCUCUUCACUUUGCUGCUACCCAAGGAGCUACUGAAAUCCUUAAAUUAAUGAUGUCAGCUUAUACAGGAGAGCAACCUAUCAUUGAUGCUUUAGAUGGAAAUAAGGAAACAUUGCUUCACAGGGCUGCGUUGUUUGAUCACUAUGAACUGGCAGAGUAUCUGAUAUCAAUGGGAGCAAAGAUUGAUAGUGUUGACAUUGAGGGGCGAACUCCGCUACUACUUGCUACUUCCUGUGCAUCAUGGAAAAUUGUGAAUUUAUUACUCUCAAAAGGAGCAAAUGUAGAAUUAAAAGAUCAUCUUGGUCGUAAUUUUUUGCAUCUAACAGUACUGCAUCCUGGAGGUUUAAAGCAUCUGAAUGAACAUUUUUUGAAGAUGCAGCAUAUUAAAGAUCUUGUAACUGAUGAAGAUAACGAAGGGUGUACUCCUCUACAUUAUGCAUGCAGACAAGGGGUACCCCUUUCAGUGAACAGCCUCCUUCAACUGAAUGUUUCCAUCCAUUCUAAAAACAGAGACAAGAAAUCUCCUUUGCAUUUUGCAGCUAGCUAUGGGCGUAUCAACACCUGCCAACGACUUCUACGAGAUAUGGAAGACACCAGGCUCUUGAAUGAAGGUGACAAGAAAGGAAUGACUCCUCUACACUUGGCUGCUCAGAAUGGUCAUGAAAAAGUAGUUCAGUUUCUUCUGAAAAGAGGUGCCCUUUUCCUCUGUGAUUAUAAAGGCUGGACUGCUUUGCAUCAUGCUGCCUUUGGAGGGUAUACUCGCACAAUGCAGGUCAUUUUGAAUACAAAUGUGAAGGCCACAGAUAAAGUGGAUGAAGAUGGGAACACAGCUCUUCAUCUUGCUGCCAGAGAAGGCCAUGCAAAGGCAGUUAGACUGCUUCUUGAUGAUGGUGCAAAAAUCCUUCUGAACAAAACUGAAGCUUCUUUCCUCCAUGAAGCCAUACACUGUGGGCGCAAAGAAGUGGUCAAUGCUGUGAUCUUACAUAAAAGAUGGGAAGAGUCUAUAACAGCAUUUUCUCACCAUUCACCUAUAAAUAAAUUUGCUAUACUGGAGAUGGUUGAGCAUCUUCCUGAAUGUUUAAAAUUAGUUUUCGAUAACUGCAUUAUUGAAUCUUCUGAGGAGAAGACUUCCAGAGACUUCUGUGUUGAAUAUAACUUUCGGUAUCUUCAGUGCCCACUGAAGCUUACCAAGAAAAUAAAAGAAGACGAUGAAAUAUUUUAUGAGCCACUUCACACUCUAAAUGCCAUGGUACGACAUAAUCGUGUUGAACUGCUCAGCCAUCCAGUCUGCACAGAAUAUUUACUCAUGAAAUGGAUGGCCUAUGGGUUCAGAGCACAUCUUAUGAAUCUUGCUGUGUAUAGUCUUGGCUUAAUACCUUUAACUCUACUGAUCAUCCACAUCAAUACACCAGAACAGUCUUUCAACACAACUGUUCGAUCAGGACCUUUUGUUAACCAGAAUUCAUAUUUCAUAAAAGUGUGUAUGAGCUUGGUUUUUGUCAUGAGUGUAUUUGGAAUUUGCAAAGAAAUAAUACAACUAAUCCAACAGAAAUUGAAAUAUUUGUUGGAUUAUUCCAAUCUCCUUGACUGGACAAUUUAUACUACAAGCAUCAUUUUUGUAUCAUCUCUAUUUAUUAGUCUCCCAAGUCAAUUACAGUGGGAGUGUGGUGCAAUUGCUAUAUUCUUGUCUUGGAUGAACUUUUUAUUGUAUUUGCAAAGAUUUGAAAAUUAUGGAAUAUAUGUUGUGAUGUUUUGGGAAAUUUUGAGGACUUUGAUCCGGAUAGGUGUUGUGUUCUUCUUCUUGAUGUUAGCCUUUGGGCUCAGCUUCCAUGUUCUUCUCGGUUCACAGGAAACAUAUAGCACUCCAUACCUUUCUGUAAUGCAGACAUUUGCCAUGAUGCUAGGAGAUAUCAAUUAUCGUGAUGCCUUCCUUGAGCCGCUGCUCACUAAGAGACUGCCUUAUCCAUUGCUGAGUUUUCUCAUACUUAUUAUCUUCUCUCUACUGAUUCCAAUUCUCCUUAUGAACUUAUUGAUUGGUUUGGCUGUUGGGGACAUUGCAGAAGUGCAAAAGUUUGCAGCACUGAAAAGAAUAGCAAUGCAGGUCAAUCUUCACACAAACUUGGAGAAAAAACUGCCAUACUGGUUCCUCAGUAGAGUUGACCAAGAAACUAUCACUGUAUAUCCCAAUAGACCAAGAUAUUGCGGAUUCAUGAGUGUGUUCCAGUAUUGCUUUGGAUGCAAUAGCACAGCAACAGAUGCACAGAAUGCCGACUCAUCGUUAGAACUAGAAGUACUGAAACAAAAAUACAGGCUGAAGGAUAUUACAACACUCAUGGAGAGGCAGCAUGAGCUCCUUAAACUGAUUGUACAAAAAAUGGAGAUCAUAUCUGAGGCAGAAGAUGAAGACACAAAUGAUUUAUUCCAGCACAAAUUUAGGAAGCAACAUCUGGAGAAUAAGAACAGCAAAUGGGAUACAGUGUUAAAUGCAGUUAAAUCCAAAUGUGCCUAG
Pogona vitticeps (central bearded dragon) is the source of this 3339-nucleotide messenger RNA. The record is from RefSeq and is a predicted model, not a curated record. NCBI's taxonomy places the organism in Eukaryota, Metazoa, Chordata, Lepidosauria, Squamata, Agamidae.